AUGAUACAUUCGACAUGAGAGAGUGAAUUGUGAUUUUUGUUUUGGACUUAGAGAACACUAUACCAGUGAUUGUGUUAUGAUCGUUUUUAUCUGCGUUCUACGAGAUAGAAUGCGGUACUAACAUUUGUUCUUCCACACACUAUCCCACCGCCGCCACCAUUUUUGAAGAGAUGCUGUCCAGUGUCACAGGCCUUCUGACCUUAGUGACAAUCAUCACGCACGUGUCAGAAGUCCAAUCACAAUGUACUAUGAUUGACGCUUGCUCGUGUUUCAUGCCAGAUGGAAAUGUUGUGGAUAUUUCCUCAUUGGGUGACAAUAAUGGAUUUGCCAAGUUUUUCGCCAUUCCUGGCCCGGACACGUUUUAUUAUUCCUUGAAUCUGUGUUAUCCAUUCAACGAAGGUUCGUGUAGCGGCGCCGCCGGAUGCCAAACGUCGCCGGAUUUCAUCAGUACAUUCCAAAUAGGAGAUGCCAGUUCCGUGAUGUUUAGCACAGAUCCGUCAAACAACGUACAUGUCCUUUAUACGUCACCGACGGACGACGGCAGAUUCAGGACAGUUGAUGUUACGCUGCAGUGUGACCCAAAUUCAAUAAAUCCUAACAUACAGGUGUUCGGAGAGCAGGGUUUCAAUUCUCUCUUAUAUACCUUUACUAUUAGCUCACAAUGCGCAUGCCCAGGAGUGUGCGGCACCAACCCCGAGCCCGUAAACCCCGGGGGUGACGUUAUUAUCACAGUAGAGGCUGGAAUCAGUCCCGGGACCAUUCUCUGUAUAAUAGCUAUCGUUGGAAUGGUCGUGUACGUCGGUGGAGGGAUGACGUACAUGCGGGUGAGAAAACAGGCCACAGGGGCCGGUAUGUUACCACAUCGAGAUUUCUGGGUAGCAGUUCCAGGACUGAUUAAGGAAGGAGUUGUUUUUACCUACCAGAAGAUCCGCGGGAAAAUUUCCGGGAAAGAGUACGCUGCAAUAUAAUCAUGUACUUUUAUUAGAUUGUCAAACACUAACCCAGCCCUGGCGGAGAGCAGCGAAACAACUAUUCUACAUUUUCAUUUCUAUGGCAUGAACUGUUUUGUAUUAUUUCGCUGGAUGGUCAUCAUUGUAUGAAAUUUUAUAGUGAAUACAUUCAGCAAAUGACGUUUUUUACUAUAUUAUAUAAAAAAAUAUGUCAUGAGAAAUUUAAUGUUUGAUAUACCCUUUAUAGAAUCGGUUUUCUACGACUCUUUCAGGAAAUAAUAUGGAAUUAUAUUGAGAUUAGACAGAAUAAUAUAACUCACAUGUACAUAUAUGGGAGAAAUAUGUAACUCAUACUAUAUAUGACUGAAUACCUGGUAUAGUCAUCCACCAUCAUAGUUAAAACAUUAUAUAUACAUUAAGUAAUGUAAAAAUGUAAAAUAUCAUCAUAUUUAUAUAAGUACAUUUCAUCAAAUGGUCCUGAAUGUCACACAUAUAUCAAUUUUGAUUUUGCAUGUAAUAAAGAAAUAUUUAUCUAAUCA
Pecten maximus is the source of this 1489-nucleotide messenger RNA. RefSeq lists its product as uncharacterized. The coding region runs from base 171 to 968 and encodes 265 amino acids. The record is from RefSeq and is a predicted model, not a curated record. NCBI's taxonomy places the organism in Eukaryota, Metazoa, Mollusca, Bivalvia, Pectinida, Pectinidae. Gene Ontology annotation, cellular component: trans-Golgi network. The transcript is spliced from 7 exons.